Molecule: messenger RNA, 1125 nt
Organism: Ambispora leptoticha
Lineage: Eukaryota; Fungi; Glomeromycota; Glomeromycetes; Archaeosporales; Ambisporaceae
Source: the annotation of a GenBank genome assembly
AUGACGAAAAAAUUGAGGUCAUCGAGGUCAUAUGACAUCGAUUUUCAAGUUGCUGCCGAAGCCUCGUCAGCAUCGUUCAAGGCUAUCGAUUACGCGUUCGAUCUCUGUUCGCGAUUCAACAUUCCAUAUUCACUCAAAAUUAUUUAUGUGGUCGCGUUGAAUCCUGAAAUGAAUGUUCCUUUUCUGUAUAAUCUGGAUCGAGCAAAUAACCUUGACAUAUUGAUGGAUGCUAAAGAAUCAGCGAAUAAGAUCAAGGAAUAUAUAGACCGAAUACAGUAUAAUCAACAGGGUCACGGGUUGGUAAGUGAACUGAUCAAAGAUUACGUUGAGAAGUGUGAGCCUAAUUUGAAUAUGUUGGUUGUUGGGUCACGGAAUUUGGAAGGAUUGAAAAAGGCGAACGUUCAGAAGUCAGAACCAACCACAACCAACACACAAAUACAACAAAAUUUAGAAAACUUUAAUCUGACCAGUACUUACAAUAAAAUUGUUCAACGAUAUUCAAAUUGCCAAGGACGGGAUGCUAUUCCCGAUUCGUAUACGAAAGCUUUUAACAAUCAGAUGCUUGCACCCAUUCGGAAUCUGACUGGGCUGACCAAGAAAGAAGAGAAGAAUGGCUCUGAUAAAAUAUCUACUAGGCAAAAAUAUAAAAAUAUGAGAUACAUGAAGAUAUCGGAAUUAGAACCAGAAAAGAAAUUCGAUGUCAGUUCGUUGAAUGAAUUAUUAACGCCGUUUCGAACGGAUGCUAAAUUGAAGCAGGAUGAUUUCAAUCCAUCAGAAGAAGGAUACUAUCUCAUAAACGAACUACAAGAUUCCCUAGAACGUCAGCAAGCGAAAGCAGCUAAAGCUAAUGUGAUAAGGCUUACACCAACGAAUCGUUCCGAUAAACCAAAGACGGGGGUGGUGACUAUUCGGAAGAGCAAUGGGACAGCCGCAACAAACCGAAAUGGUGCCACUACAUCAUCAUCCACAACAACUAUCAAUAGCUCACAAAGUACAAAUGUUGCUAGAAUCACGGUUUCGCCUACAUCUACUAGCACGCGGAUAACGAUACCUGCUACACGCAUUAAUAAUAUAGCGGAAAGUAAUGAGAUUAGGAACAAAAAAGUUUGUUUCUUUAUAUAUUGA